This is a messenger RNA of Neopsephotus bourkii (Bourke's parrot), 1834 nucleotides long. It is a transcript of the gene EPCAM, whose product is annotated as epithelial cell adhesion molecule. Lineage: Eukaryota; Metazoa; Chordata; Aves; Psittaciformes; Psittacidae. Gene Ontology annotation, molecular function: cadherin binding involved in cell-cell adhesion. The record is from RefSeq and is a predicted model, not a curated record. Bases 458 to 1378 code for a protein of 306 amino acids. Gene Ontology annotation, cellular component: membrane; bicellular tight junction. The transcript has 9 exons.
AGCUUCCCCGGUGACUAACAGUUUCUCCCUCGGCCCCUGACAGACACCCCCGGGCCCCAGCCCUCACAGCGCGGGCGGGGAGGUUUCACAGCCCCUCUACCGCGACCAGCCGCACCUCAACACACCUCUCACUUCUCCCCCUCCUCAGCCCUGCGUUAGAGGCUAUAUUCGGGGCGGGCCAGGUGAGAGACCCGCCCUGCCCCAUCCAGUUUCGCCCAGGUGCGGAGGGCAGGGCCCGUGGUGGACCAGUGUGCCCAGCUGGCUCGGGAGGAGGAGCUGCCACCACCACCCCCUGCGCGUCCCAGGUGUAACCGGAGCCGGGAGGGCGCGGCGCAGCCACCACCACCUGCGGAACCUGUUGGGCGGCUCAUAUCGGCUUCACCGCCGCGCACAGACCGUUCCGGCUUCUCCGCUGACUUUGCCCCGGCUUCCCUGUGCUCCACCAGCAGCCCGAGCCAUGAAGCCGUUCUGUGGGGCUGCGCUCCUGCUGCUGCUGUGUACUGCUGCCUAUGCCCAGAACUCAUGUAUCUGCGAGAAGAACAAGCGCGUCACCAACUGCAGGCUGACCGGCGGCGACUGCUGGUGCGAUGCGGUGGGCUCCGGUGCGACUGUGAACUGCAACACGCUGACUCCAAAAUGCCUGCUGAUGAAAGCAGAAAUGAUGGGCUCAAAAUCAGGUCGCCGUGAGAAACCAAAAGAUGCAUUUCAGGAUACGGAUGGCCUUUACGAUCCCGAGUGUGAAAACACUGGUAUUUUCAAGGCAAGGCAGUGCAAUGGGACUACCUGUUGGUGUGUGAAUACAGCUGGUGUUAGAAGAACUGACAAACAUGAUGUAGACUUGAAGUGCAAUCAAUUAGUCAGAACAUGGUGGAUCAUAAUUGAAAUGAAACAUGCUGACAGAAAUACUCCUCUGAACACUGAGACUUUAAAGAAGUUUUUCAAGGAAACAAUUAGCAAUCGUUACAUGCUGGAUGGACGCUAUAUAAACAAUGUUCUGUAUGAGAAACCUUACAUUACUAUUGAUUUGAAGCAGAAUUCCUCAGAAAAAUCUUCUGGAGAUGUGGAUAUAGCUGAUGUGGCCUACUACUUUGAGAAAGAUGUAAAAGAUGACUCCAUCUUUCAUAAUAACAUACUCAACCUCACCAUUGAUAACGAAAUGUUGAAGCUUGAGAAGACAGUGGUCUACUACGUUGAUGAAAUAGCACCAGAGUUUUCCAUGAAGUCUCUGACUCCUGGCCUCAUUGCGGUCAUUGUAGUCAUAGUAAUAGCAGUAGUUGCUGCAAUUGUUGUUCUGGUCCUCACAAGGAGGAGGAAAGGGAAGUACGUGAAAGCAGAGGUAAAGGAAAUGAACGAGAUGCAUAGAGGACUGAAUGCAUAACAUAAUCAGCCAAAGUAAGAUUCAAACAAGAUGACGGAAUCAUUGGAGGCAUGGAUCUCAACUCUUUAAUGAUCCCUCUUGAAAGGGGGGCAGUUGUGCUCACUUAAUAAUUGUUAAAACUCUUAACAGCCAAGACUGGUAACUAUGCUAUUACUCUGAGAGUUAAAAACUAGCCCCAUCUUACUCAAGUCAAACCUAACUAUUGCUCCCUGACUUUAUUUUUUUAAUGGGAUGAAAUUAGUUGACAAGUGCUGUUACUAGGGAUUUGGAGCAUAGAUGCUUAAAUAGUUAUUUUACCCCUGUGGGAGGUUUAUUGAGACUAAAGAUUUUUAUAGCCAAGUUGUAACAGAUUGCCUCCUGUAUAACUGAACAUGGUGUUUUUAUGGCUGUUUGUACAUAUUUGAAGUUGCUGUAACUUUUUUUUUAUUACUUGAAUUAAUAAAACUUUGAAACAGG